CCGAAUCAACCCAUUCACAAGUAAAUGCGUCGAAAUUGCCACCUCGUUUGAUGCCAUACGCAUUUUGAACAUAGUGUUUGAUGUAGGUGUUCCCUGACAAGCCAGAAAGACGUAGAGCCUCAGAGCUAUUCAAAUCAGCAAUUGCUUCGGUUGAUGGAAUCACUAUCGGUUCUUUGGAUGAUAUUCCCGCUGGCCCUGUUUCUUCCUUCUUCAAAUCUAUACGCAGCACACUCGAUUUUGAUUUUGAUGAUGAAAAUGAAGAUAGGUGGCAGUCUGACAAACCGCCAACACUUUAUGUAUUCAUUUGUUGCAGCACCCGUGAACUUGCUACCAUCGAGACAUAUCUGGUUGGUUGCUAAGAGCCUAAGAGGAGGUGAUUCGGGUGCAUACAUAGUUGCAUCUCGGUUGGCUAUUGCAACUGCACCACCUGCUUACGUGUUUAGCAGUCAUUGGCUAGCAGGUGAGUUGGUAUUUCCUUAUAUUGAUCAGUUUAAGCUAUGCUUUAUUAUAAGAUUCUCUUACGGGUUGAUUUAAACAAUUUGGACAAUUUGGAAGAAUACACUAUCAAGAUUGGUUUCACACGACAUAUGGAAGCAUUUAGAGCUGCAUUUAAUCAUGUCAUUUUUUAUUCUUAUUUGAUGCGCUUUUUUAUUUAUAGAAACCAACAAAUAGGGAUGAGUUCGGUACCAACCGGUACCGAAAAUCUCAAAAAAGGGUACCGAUACGGUUCAGUACCGGUAUGGACCGGUAUCUGAGGGUAAAAUUCGGUAAAUACUGAUACCGAAAUGGAAGAGAGAAAAGACACCCGCUAUAAGUUUAUGAAAGUUAGAGAGGCAUGUGG
Messenger RNA from Helianthus annuus (common sunflower), 841 nucleotides. RefSeq lists its product as uncharacterized. Bases 154 to 534 code for a protein of 126 amino acids. Lineage: Eukaryota; Viridiplantae; Streptophyta; Magnoliopsida; Asterales; Asteraceae. The transcript is spliced from 4 exons. The record is from RefSeq and is a predicted model, not a curated record.